Theileria annulata is the source of this 345-nucleotide messenger RNA. RefSeq lists its product as uncharacterized. Gene Ontology annotation, cellular component: prefoldin complex; cytoplasm. Gene Ontology annotation, molecular function: protein folding chaperone. Gene Ontology annotation, biological process: protein folding. The record is from RefSeq and is a predicted model, not a curated record. NCBI's taxonomy places the organism in Eukaryota, Apicomplexa, Aconoidasida, Piroplasmida, Theileriidae. The transcript is spliced from 3 exons. Bases 1 to 345 code for a protein of 114 amino acids.
AUGACUUCAGUUGAUGCCAUGAAGGCAACAAUGAAACGGCUUGAAAAGGAGCGUGUUACGCUACUCGGCCAAAUGGAAGACGUUUCGCAAGAUUCCUCUGAACAUAGGCUUGUUCUUAAGAACUUAUCAAAGCUACCAUCUGAUCGGAAGUGUUAUCGCAUUAUUGGAGGUGUUGCUGUUGAGAGAACCGUUGAGGAAGUUAUGCCAUCGUUGGCUAGUCACGCAGAUAUGCUUGACCAACUUCGCGAGAAACUGAAGGGUCACCUUGACACUUUGAACACUGAAAUCAACAAACUUGGAGAGUCGCUCCAGAAUACAAUCAAGCAACAACAAAGUUCAAAUUAA